AAAAAAGAAAAGAAAAAGAAAAACUUGUCCACCAAACGCAGCAGAAAAUUAGUCGGCUUCUCUUUUUUUCCAGACGCAGCAGAGAUCCGAAAAGGAGUCAGGUUGGACGACAAGCUCAAAAGCUGCCCAAUAAUCGCCGCCGGUCGGGAGGUUGUCAAAGUUGCUAUUUCAAGAGUGCAAAGGGCUAUUGGAACUGGGUGCUAUUACAUCAUGAGUUGUGCGUCUCACGUCCUCCGUCACUCCAGAAAGAUCCAUAACACUUCCAACUUAGUACGGCAUGACAAUCUGUCUUUAGUCCGCUGGUUUAGUAAUGAAGCUAGGUUGUCUGCUGACAAAGGAGAUGACAUUUUGAAGUUUCAGAAAGCUGGUUUUGCAUCUCCUAAAGAACGCUUUCGAGGCACAGCAGGAUUUAGUAACAGAUGUAGAACAAUAGAUCCUCCCAUGAUAUCAGUUAGAGGAACACAAAAAGCAAACUCUAUAAGGACUGGAAGGAAGUUGGAUGUUCCUAUGGCUGGCAUCUUAUUCAACACUAGAAGUUCAUGGUCACCGUUGCCAAUGGGAAGAUGUUUUUCAACUGAAGCAGGCCUUCCUCCACAUCAGGAGGUUGGGAUGCCAUCCCUUUCACCUACAAUGACAGAGGGAAAUAUUGCAAGGUGGUUGAAGAAAGAGGGUGACAGAAUCUCUCCUGGUGAAGUCCUCUGUGAAGUUGAAACAGAUAAAGCAACAGUAGAGAUGGAAUGCAUGGAGGAAGGAUAUCUGGCUAAGAUUUUAAAAGGGGAUGGAGCAAGUGGAAUAAAAGUUGGUGAGGUGAUUGCUAUAACUGUUGAAGAAGAGGAAGAUGUUUCAAAAUUUAAAGACUACAAGCCUGCCGAAUCAGUUUCUGCAGCUCCAGUUAAAGAGCCCUCCACUCCAUCUCCCGCUAAAGACGAGGCUGCAAGAGAACCUGUCACUGCAACAGAGCAAAAAGUUUCUAAGCCAAGUGCAGCUCCUGCAGCAGAAGGUCGCAUUUUUGCUAGUCCUCUGGCUAGGAAAAUUGCCGAGGAGCAUAAUGUACCCAUUGCGGACAUAAAAGGAACUGGUCCUGAUGGAGUCAUUGUGAAGGCUGACAUUGAAGAUUAUUUGGCUUCUCGUGGGAAGGAAGCACCUGCUCCCAAGGCUGCCACUGCAACAGCUACAUCUUUGGAUUAUGCUGACAUCCCUCUUUCCCAAAUAAGAAAGGUGACGGCAUCACGGUUAUUGCUCUCAAAGCAAACAAUUCCACAUUACUAUCUAACUGUAGAUACAUGUGUGGACAAACUUAUGGAAUUGCGCUCCCAGCUCAACUCAUUACAAGAAGCUUCAGGCGGGAAAAGGAUAUCUGUGAACGAUCUUGUAAUUAAGGCUGCUGCUUUGGCUCUUCGGAAAGUUCCACAAUGUAACAGUUCAUGGACCAAUGACUAUAUUCGCCAAUAUCACAAUGUGAACAUCAAUGUCGCGGUACAAACAGAUAAUGGACUGUAUGUUCCUGUAAUCAGGGAUGCUGAUAAGAAAGGCUUGUCGAAAAUUGCUGAUGAAGUUAAGUAUUUGGCCCAGAAAGCAAAAGAUAACAGCCUUAAACCGGAAGAUUAUGAGGGAGGCACAUUCACAGUGUCAAAUUUAGGAGGCCCAUUUGGCAUCAAGCAAUUUUGUGCCAUUAUCAAUCCUCCUCAGGCUGGAAUUUUAGCAGUAGGGUCUGCUGAAAGGAGGGUUGUGCCUGAUUCGGGCCCUGAACAGUUCAAGUUUGCAUCCUUCAUGUCUGUGACAUUAAGCUGUGAUCACAGGGUUAUUGACGGUGCAAUUGGAGCAGAAUGGCUAAAAGCAUUCAAAGGAUACAUUGAAAAUCCAGAGUCCAUGUUGCUUUAAAUUGACGUACAGUUCGCUUCUCACGCCAGCUAGCAUUGAGGUUCCUGUUACCUUACAAAUUUUCCCUCUUAUGUUGAUUGAGUUUAACGAGGGACUUUCACGUUUCCAUAAACUGAUUUCGAUGGUUUUGUCCAUCUUGUGCUCGAUUGUAUCUCUCAUAUCUUAUCUUUCCAAAGGAUCAAGAGAGGAAGAUAAUUUUGGAAUAAUAAUAAUGCUCUUGGUGAUACACUGACUCAAUUUGCUAAUGUACAGAGCAAAAACACUUUGCUCCUGACAGAGUCAGUUGUUGCUUUCGAGGUUCUAAUGAUAAAAUUCCGUCAUUGAAAUUGACCUUACCAAUGACAUGCAAGUUUGUUUUAA
Coffea eugenioides is the source of this 2241-nucleotide messenger RNA. Its product is annotated as dihydrolipoyllysine-residue acetyltransferase component 3 of pyruvate dehydrogenase complex, mitochondrial-like. Gene Ontology annotation, molecular function: dihydrolipoyllysine-residue acetyltransferase activity. The record is from RefSeq and is a predicted model, not a curated record. The transcript has 20 exons. Gene Ontology annotation, biological process: pyruvate decarboxylation to acetyl-CoA. Lineage: Eukaryota; Viridiplantae; Streptophyta; Magnoliopsida; Gentianales; Rubiaceae. Bases 211 to 1881 code for a protein of 556 amino acids. Gene Ontology annotation, cellular component: pyruvate dehydrogenase complex.